GCAUUUUUCUAAGGCGAAAGCUAAGAGAGCCCCUCGGGGUAUGAAAAUGCUCUCCCAAGCAACCAACUGAGGGACAUCCAGGAAGCCAGUCAGAGAGCUGAACACGGAAGGCUGAAAUAGGAAGAGCGACGCUGAAGGAAGCGCCUGUGUCGUGUGCGCCCACCCUCCCUUGCAUUUGCAAUGCAUCUUUCUGUUUGCAGCCUCUCGCUCUCGCUGCUGCUGUGUGUCUUUCUUUUCUGAGCGCUGCUGCCGCGGCGGCGGCGGAAGGCGCUUGGUGCUGCUGAUGACCUCACGCAGUAACGUAGCUGAGCGGUCGACGGCGCUGUAGAUUGGCUGGCGCGGGCUCAGCGGCACUUCAAAGCCAGAGAGGGAGCUACAAUUGUGGUGGAAUGGGCGGAACUGAUCAUUGUAUUGCACACCUCUAAAAAAACACUGCCUCUGAUUUAUCAAUAUAAAAAAGAUCCUCUGAGAGGAGGGCACUUUGUGGGAUGGCAACUUCACUUCUAGGGGUGAGUCUGAGGAUUUCCCCCCCUCUUGCUGUUUUAAUUGGGUCCUUUUUAUUGGCGAUCGGAGAAGGGUUAAAGUAGCCCCUCUCUUGACCGGGGGCUAUCACUCUCCUCUAUUGAGGCUUUCAUUUUUGCCUUUCUCUCUUUAAGUCCAAGUGAGCUUGAGAGAAAAGAAAAGAGGGGAAAGGGGAGGGGGGAAGAGGGCAGUCACUUUUUUUUGUCAGCGUGCAGGAAAAGGUUUUAAGGGCAUUAGUAGGAACAGCCUCCAGAGCUUGGGCUGAGCUAUUCCUGUAUCCCUGGAGAACUGGCCUCUCUCUUAGCUGCUCGGAGGGAAAAAGCAGCUGCCUCUCUCGGUCUUCUCUUUCCCUGUGAGAUUUUUUUUAAAAUUUGCUACAGCUUGUUGUUGUUGAUUUCCCCUCCUUUAACAUUUCUCUGAGCCCGUCAUUUCCUGCAGGAAGAACCGCGCUUAGGCUCCACUCCUUUGGCCAUGCUCGCCGCCACCUGCAACAAGAUCGGCAGUCCCAGCCCGUCGCCCUCGGCCCUGUCGGACAGCGCGUCGUCCUUCGGCAAAGGCUUCCACCCUUGGAAACGCUCCUCCUCGUCCAGCAGCUGCAACGUGGUGGGCUCCAGCCUGGCCGGCGUCGGCGUCUCGGCCUCGGCCCGCAACGGCUCUUCCGCUCAUGCGGCGGCGGCGGCGGCAGCGGCUGCAGCCGCGGCCGCCCUGGUGUCGGACUCGUUCAGCUGUGGCGGCUCGCCGGGCUCCAGCGCCUUCUCGCUCACGUCCAGCGGCGCCGCUGCCGGCUCGCCCUUCGCCAACGACUACUCGGUCUUCCAGGCUCCCGGGCCGUCGGGCGGCGGCGGCGGAGGGGGCGGCGGCGGCGGGGGCCCCCAGGAAGCCGCUGCCCACCAGCCGGUCUUCAUCUCCAAGGUGCACACGUCGGUGGACGGCCUGCAGGGCAUCUACCCGCGCGUGGGCAUGGCGCACCCCUACGAGUCGUGGUUCAAGCCCUCGCACCCAGGCGACGCGGGCGCCUCCAGCUGGUGGGACGUGGGCGCCGGCUGGCUCGACGUGCAGAACCCCAACGGCGUCCACCCGGCCGCUGCCGCCGCCGCCGCCAGCGGGCUCCAGGCGGGCUCCUUGCACUCGCCGCUGGGCGCCUACAACUCGGAUUACUCGGGCCUGGCGGGCCAUUCGGCCUUCAGCAGCGGCGCUGCCUCUUCGCACCUCCUCAGCCCCGCCGGGCAGCACCUCAUGGACGGAUUUAAGCCCGUGCUGCCGGGCUCCUAUCCGGACUCGGCGCCCUCGCCGCUGACGGCGGGCGCAGGCGGCUCCAUGCUGGGCGCGGGGCCCUCCGCGCCGCUAGGCGGCUCCCCGCGCUCGUCGGCCCGGAGGUACUCGGGCCGCGCCACUUGCGACUGCCCCAAUUGCCAGGAGGCCGAGCGGUUGGGGCCGGCGGGCGCCAGCCUGAGGCGCAAAGGCCUGCACAGCUGCCACAUCCCCGGGUGCGGCAAGGUCUACGGCAAGACGUCGCACCUCAAGGCGCACCUGCGCUGGCACACGGGCGAGCGGCCCUUCGUGUGCAACUGGCUCUUCUGCGGCAAGCGCUUCACCCGCUCGGACGAGCUGCAGCGCCACCUGCGCACGCACACGGGCGAGAAGCGCUUCGCCUGCCCGGUCUGCAACAAGCGCUUCAUGCGCAGCGACCACCUCAGUAAACACGUCAAGACCCACAGCGGAGGAGGCGCUGGCGGCGGCGGCGGAGGCGGCGGCGGCAGCUCGGGAAGCGGCAAGAAGGGCAGCGACACCGACAGCGAGCACAGCGCGCCCGGCAGCCCGCCUUGCCACUCCCCGGAGCUGCUCCAAGCUUCCGAGCCCGGGCACAGGAAUGGCUUGGAGUGAAAGCUGCUGCCGGGCUCUGCCAGCGCUGCUGCAGAGGGACUCCUUUUUCUUGUUUCGGUGCCCCCCUGCCCCCCUUUUCCUUGCUUUUCUUUUUGCUUUUCCCGCCCGAAUUGAAUCCUCCCGCCUGUGUGCGAGCAACUUUGUAAAAAGGGAUCUGGACAUGUAAGUAAAGCGCAUUGAUCCACCAUCGCAGGGACUCGCGCGCUCCUGCUCACAGGGCCCUUCCCUACUGCAGUUUCAGCUCCUGCCCUAUUCCUGGCCGCCGGUCCUGCACCACCCGCGCGCUGCCUUCCUGGCCACGCGCGGGCAAGAAGGAGGAACUCUCCGAGGAAGUUUUGGUUCGCAAAGCAGCUGCUCCAGAGUAGCCCCACUGACUUCCACGCUAGAGAGGAAGAGGCAAGGGGCUCUCUCGCCCUGCUGGAGGGAGGGUUAGAGGAGAGAGAGAGAAAGAGAGAGAGAGAGAGAAAGGAGAAUGGGGUUGGAUCCAAAUCUGGAUAAACUACAGAGCCAAGGGCAACAGGAAGUGAGAGAGUUUUCCUGAUUUCUUGAAUGGGGGAAAAGCGUCCAUGAUUUCCCGCUGAAAGCACUUUGAAUAAAAGAUUGGGGGAAAGUUUUUGAUCUCAAAGGAACACUCCACGUUUUAAACUUCUGUUCAUCUUUGCUUUGAAACUGCAGUCCUGAAAACACUUCCUGUAGUGAAGUUGGUGGGAUUACUCUGGAGUAAAAGGGUUAAACCUGAAGCAUUUGUGUGUUCGCGGGUGUGUGUGUGGUAGGUGUGAUCGCUAACAGUCCCAUUUGCAAAUCACGUAGUAUUCCGAUUUGACACAUUUAAUUAGAAUAAAGUGGGUAUAUUUUUAAUAGCACUUUCAAGUAAAGGGUGUUAGUAGGAUAGCCCAAGGCAAUUUAGACUGUGAUCCUCGCCUAAUGCCCGAGGGGUGGGGAUUUUACAUUCAGUCAAAUUUACUUCUAAAUAAGUGUGUGCGUUUGUCAUUCUCUUUGAAGUCUAAAAGACUUACAGCCAAAUUAGAAAAUCCUAAAUUUCAGCAGAUCGACACCCGAUCCAAAAACAUUUAUUUUAAAGUAGCUGGCGUCGAUUUCAAUAGAAUCUCCGUCCCAGGAUCUCCACUUUACAACUCAUCUUAUUAAUGUUAACUCAGAAUUAAACCAUGCUGAGUUCAAUUGUUUUAGGUUGCAAUCCUAUGCACAUUUACUUGGGAGUAAGAUCCAUCGAACAUAGUGACUCUUGCCUCUGAACAAGCAUGCAUAGAAUUAGUCUGCACACGUCUCAUUCAAUUGGACUAUAUCGGUGUAAAUCCUCCUAGUUUAAGUGAAUUAUGGAUUGGGCUAUAAAUCAGUUAAAUUCAAGUUCUCAGUCUUAAUUGAUCGCAACCUAAAUCACGCUAAAACUUUCGUCUUAAAAAAGACUUGGGGUGUGUGUGUGGAAGUUUAUUUACUGUGGGAUGCCCCGUCUCCAAACACAUAUUUAUAUUUGUUCUUGGAAAGUCUCAGCCUGACCCAGCCAAAGUUAAGCACUCUGAAGUUUCAUUGAUUUCAUGCUUAACGUCCCACUACUGUAGUCAAUGGAACUUAAAAGCUGUGGUGCCUAACUCGUGCCCACAAUGUGUUUGAUUUCAGAUCGAUUCCGGUUAUUUUCUUCUCAAAAAACACCUAGUUUUCAAGUUUCUCCUCUGUUUCAAAAUUGUAUCAGGGCAUUAUUAGCCCACUGCAGAGUUACAGCAACUAUAUUCAUGCGGUACUCUGGAAAAGCCAGGAUUAAAAUCAUAAUUUGUAGCGUUGUUUUUCUGAUUUCAGGAAGUAAGAACAUCACCCUUGUUUUUCAGCGAGUCUGUAGUUUGAAUGCCAAAAAAGAGAGAAAGAAAGAGGGGGGGAAAUAUAGGGACAAAUAUUUGUAAAAUACUUCUGAACCUAAUGGUUUGUACAACGGAAAUCGUUGUAAAAAUAGCUAACAAUUAAAAUAUAACUCCACCAAUGUAUCGGUGUGAGAUGCAGUUGUCCAGGAGACGAUUUUGUAUAGUAUUUUUCUUGUACAUUACUUCCAGUAAAUAUUGAAAAUAUAUUGAAGUACACUUGAGCUUUUUUUUCCCUUCUAUUUUUUUUUCUUUUUGGUCACGAGAAAAUAUUAAAGCGUUAUUGUUGCAGGCCUAAUUAACUGCAUUUUUAACUUGUUCCUUGAAGUGUACAGCAAAUUGCACUUCGGGAUAUAGUUUUUGCUUGAAUAUUAAUUUAGAUAGGUAUAAGAUUGUAAUUAAGCAAACAAUAUUUGAUCAAUGUUGAAUGACAUUUAAUUUAAUGGAGCAUGUACUUAUUUGCAUUUGCUGGCAGUUCAGGUAUAGUUUAAGUGAGAGUUCUCCUAUAUUUCUAAACAGUGGGCUCACCCAGACCCAUGUAUUAAAUAAACUGUCCAAGUGAAACUGACUAAUGAUGGCCUAUGUGUAUUUCCUGAAAAUAAAAAUGGUGAAUGUUACUAAAACACUCCUGAUACUACAUUAACAGUUUGCAAGCACUGCAAACUAAUAGUCUCAUUGUAAUGUUGAAAUAAUUUUGGAUAUUUCACAUUGAAAUGAAAAAAGCCUUUCGCUGGAACACUUUAAAUUUGCAUUUUAAAUGCAUGAUAUGUAAUUGAUUUUUAUCUGUAAGAUUUUAAAUGGUAUUAAUAAACACCAGAUACAAUA
Molecule: messenger RNA, 5099 nt
Organism: Hemicordylus capensis (graceful crag lizard)
Lineage: Eukaryota; Metazoa; Chordata; Lepidosauria; Squamata; Cordylidae
Gene: SP8
Product: Sp8 transcription factor
Exons: 2
Coding region: 994-2406 (470 amino acids)
Biological process (GO): regulation of transcription by RNA polymerase II
Molecular function (GO): RNA polymerase II cis-regulatory region sequence-specific DNA binding; DNA-binding transcription factor activity, RNA polymerase II-specific
Source: RefSeq, a predicted model, not a curated record